Messenger RNA from Plasmodium vivax (malaria parasite P. vivax), 1578 nucleotides. RefSeq lists its product as hypothetical. The record is from RefSeq and is a predicted model, not a curated record. Bases 1 to 1578 code for a protein of 525 amino acids. The transcript has 2 exons. NCBI's taxonomy places the organism in Eukaryota, Apicomplexa, Aconoidasida, Haemosporida, Plasmodiidae.
AUGGAACAGCUGGCUGAGAGCAGUGUAAAUUCCAUGUCUGGCAUUACUCAUUACUGUAAUAAAAUGAUAAGAGAUCCUAUGGAAAACGAUACUGUGAUUGCAAAAUUUUGUGAACUUUUUAUAACAUAUUUUUGGAAUUUGAAUAAUUAUAAUACUUCUAAUUCAUCUGGUCAUGAGAAAUAUCUGGAAUAUAUGAAUUAUUGGUUAAACCACAAAUUAAAAGAUGAUGAAAGAACUCCUAAAUACUUUAUACAAUUUCUUAAUGAACGUUUAGACAAAAGAUUUUCGGCAUUUGGUGAUUAUAACAAAUUUAAGGAAAAGGUAUAUGACAUGGACAACAAUGUUUAUCAUGAAAUGAACAUCCUGUACAAUUUGUACCUUAAUUUUAAUAAAAUUAAUAACCAAACCAUAAGCGAAAGAGAAUGUUCAAAUCAAUUCAAAAAAUGUGCCGAUAUUUUUGAGCAAGGAAUGAAUCUAUAUUAUAAGACAAAAAAUCCUAAAUUUUUCAAAGAAUUGACAAAAUUUUGGUCCACAUUUAAUAACUAUUUUAAAAGUGAUUCCAAAGCGUGUAAACUUGAAGAUUCACAAAGAUUGCCAAAAAUUAAAACGUUGGAAGAACACGAAAGGGAGACGUCUUUGAAAGAAGCCUUAAAAUCGUGUGACUCCUUAAGCUCCAACAAUUUGGACAUACUUCCCCAAUCAAAUGAUAAUUAUGCAGAACUUUUGAAAGCUUUAUCCGCCGAUAAAGCAUACACACUUUUGAACGCUAACCAGUAUGAUAAAUCUAUAUGUGGAAAAUACUGUGGAAAGGUAACUUCUUCACCUAGUAACCACUUGACUAAAUUGCUUUGCGCGAAGCUUGCAACGAACUUGACCAAUUUAUCUGAUGUGCUGAAAAGUGUAGCAUCCCCAGAUGAUCGUUGCUCUUAUUUGACAUAUUGGACGUACGAUAAAAUUGCGAGCAUUCUAAAGAACAGGUGGACGAGUGCUCACUACAACAAUGCUAUUCAAGAAAUUAACCAAGUAAUAUAUCGUGUUAAUCAUGAACUGGAAAAACAUGGUAAAAAUUGUUCCUAUAAUCUCUACAGCAAUGUUGAUCACUGGAAGGAUGAAAAAGCUUUGCAUGACUAUUUUAACAUUCAUGGAGACAUAAUUAAUUGUGUUUCUACUAAUCAGGGUGGUUGUUCUAAAUAUUGUGAUUACAUUAACUACAUUAAUGAGCUUUAUAAAGAAUAUGUGACACACUGCUGCUCAUGUUAUAGUUAUCCUAAGGUUCUAUGUUUGGAUAAUUGUCCAAAAUUUUUCAAAUGCAAUAAGGCAUAUUACCCCUACGAUCUCAUGCUUAAAUUGAACUGCCGAAAUUAUAAUCCCAGCGAAAGGAUAGACCAUAUAUUUAAGGCGAUAACAUUCGACACCGAUGUCUUACGGAGAAGUCAAACAGCAACAGGUUUUACGUGUAAUGGUUUAAUAUGCAAUCCGAUUGACGCUACCAUUUUGGUGGCUGUUACACUCCUUGGGAUAUUUUUCACCUUAUUCGUUUUCUAUAAGGUAACUAAUUCUAUUUUUAUGUGCAACUAA